Messenger RNA from Drosophila busckii, 3994 nucleotides. RefSeq lists its product as uncharacterized. The transcript is spliced from 2 exons. The record is from RefSeq and is a predicted model, not a curated record. Gene Ontology annotation, biological process: cell surface receptor signaling pathway; G protein-coupled receptor signaling pathway. Gene Ontology annotation, cellular component: membrane. Bases 10 to 3939 code for a protein of 1309 amino acids. Lineage: Eukaryota; Metazoa; Arthropoda; Insecta; Diptera; Drosophilidae. Gene Ontology annotation, molecular function: G protein-coupled receptor activity.
AGUUCUGAAAUGCAUAAGAAACAUAUAUUGUUUUUAUUUUCACUAUGGAUAUUAUUACCAUUCAUUUUAUUAGAAAAUAUCAACAAAUGCGACGAUGAUAAAACUAUAACACGUUUGGGCACAGCAUACUGGAAAUAUCGGAACGUGCGUUAUACAACAUCGGAAGAUGUUCUAUGCUUUAUGGAGAAUGGGAAGCUUUUGAUACGAGAGUGCAAUACAAUUACAGGAGAAUGGAAACCAGAAUUUCCUGUGUGCAGCGUGGCAGAGCCAACAAAUAAGUUUUGCCCGGAGGAGCUUUUUGAAAUCAGUGAUGAUAGGACUAAGCCCAUUUGCCUCAAAUUAUCGACACAACCUCAAAAAUACAACGAUAGUUUUUGCUAUGGAUCAAAUCUUAUUAUACCAUUUGAUCUGUCUCAGCAGCAGUCUGUACGCAUUUCUGAGUUUCUACUCAAAAAAAAUAUAAUGCAAUUUUGGUUACCGUUAGUACGCGAUAGUAACUCAUCGCCAUACAAGAUAAGACUGCCUGGUAAACACUGGGGCCAUCCGCUUGACGACAAACAACAAAUUAAACAUUUCAAAUUUGAUAAAAAAUGUGUAGCAUCACGCAAUAAGAAGGGACAAAGUGAAGCAUUUAAUAUCGCAAUGACAGACUGCAAUGAGUUACUGUACUCAAUUUGCGCAUUUGAUGGAAAUUUUGUAACUAGCUCUGGUUGUCCCAAUGGGUUCGGUGCCUUAAGCUAUCGUCCAAACGAAUGCUACGGUGUUGAUUGGCGCAAUAAUUUAGUUAGGCCUGCACAAAAGGUUAACAUUCGUGAAUAUUUUCACCAACGCAAUGCACUUAACCUGGUGUUGAACCAUUUUGUGCCAAAUGAAAAUAAGUACGACUACUUUGAAGUUGACAGCUUUAAGGACCCAGCAGGCGAUGAGUAUGCAAUUGAAAUGAAUAAGAAAGAGAUGCUGCGAGUGACAAAAAAAAAAAUACCAAGCCAAACAUUUGAGUUAAGCAAGGUUGCUCUCCAGAGCCAAAAAAAUACGCCGCAAUUAAUAUUGAAAUUCGACUCGAACUUGGAUGAAUUAGUACUGAUUAUCUAUAAUAGCGACUAUCUGUGGCGCAUUGAUGAAAAAGACGUUGGCGUGCAGUGCUUUACAAAUGGCGAUUACGAUUUAGUGCGCAGUACUAAAAUUAAUCAUAUUUGGGAAAAUAAAAAAAGGGACAAGUCUAUUUACAAGCUGAAGAUGGUCGGCGUGGGUCCAAGCGAGUAUUGGUGCGAAGGGCAUACCAUUUUUAAUUUUAUGCUAGUGAGAAGUCAACGUAUUAUCGCCUCACGUGAAACGCGUGGUCAUUUAUUUGCUACGAGGCUUAAUGUGACCUGCAUGAACGAUGCUGAUACGUAUUUUAAUGUAUUUAAAACAAAAUAUAUUAAACAAAUAACGAAAAGCUUUCACAAUACAUUACGCAAUAACAUUAAAAUGAAAAGCUUAUUUAAGGAUCUUGUUAUACACAACACAAGGAUUAUGAGCAUUGAACAGUUUGCUGAUGGAUAUAUCGAUUGCUGGAUGCAUAUAACAGCUUCACUCAAAAAUUCAGCUGUCGAUAAUAGCGAAGAAAAAAGUAGCGAGGAAAACAACAACAUAGAUUAUGAAUACCGUAUUAGACACGACACUUCAGUGCGUAUGCGCAUUUGGAGUCAAUUAAAUGUAUUAAUUUCGGAUAUAAGUACUAGCAACUCAGCCUUAGUACGCAGCAUCGAAUACUGCUUCCCAAAUCAGUUUGUUUAUAAUAAGAAAAUAUAUCAAUGGGCGCAAGCGUUGAGAGGACAACAAGCCACAUUGUCAAGUCUGUGCCUUCAAAAUAAUGGCAUGCCAUACAGUCGCCAAUGCAUUGGAGAUUUCACAAGGGGUGCGUUUUGGCAAGCGGUAAACCAAAAAGUGUUCUGCCAUCCCGAGCAGGAGAUUGCCAAUGUAACAAAAAUUUUAUACAGCUUAGAGAGCUCGAAAUUGAUUAAAAUAUCGCCGGAGAAAGUAGUCAGAAAAGUUAGAAAUAUUCUUGAAGAGAAUGCUAAAAAUAUGCUACCAGCGGAUAUACAUUUCACGGCAAAUAUUGUGCAAGCGUCUGUACAAAAUCUAGAGCAUCAUGUGAUAGGCUCAGCUGCUUAUAGUCGUAAUGCUAUUAUAUUAAAAGAGACCGCAUGCGACCUUAUGGCUAUAUAUAAUAGUUUGGUUCGUGCAAACGAAUCAACCAUAAACAUGUCGGCAAAACUAAAUUCGACAAACGUAUUUCUAGAGGUAAUUGAAAAUGCUAUGGAUACAUUUUCAUCAAAAACGGUAUUUAAUAUGAGUAAUGUAAACGAAACUACGGAUGUAUUACAUGCGAGUAGUAAUCUUGAUGUACUCGAUUACGAUGAUAUAGGUGUCUCAGUAAAGAUCUCUCCGAAUCUACUUUAUUUUACUAUUAACCCAUUUAUAGCCAAUGUGUCGGGCAUAGCUAUAUACAAAAAUAUCAAUACAAUUGAAGAAUCAAAUUUAUUGAAAGGUGGGUUCAAGGAUGAACACUUUAGAUUUGUCCAGUCAAAUCACAACCUGGAAGACUUUAUUUUUGAGCCCAAUUUUCAGUUUGGCACAUACGCACCGGAAAGCCUUCUGACUCAAUGGAAUAAAAUGUCACUAUCUCUGAAUGCCACUAAGGGCUCAAUUAACUUAAUAGUUAUUAAAAUAUAUUCAAACGACAAGUUAUUUCGGGAACAGGGUCAACCUACUGAACAACGAUCUGCCUUGGGUCGCAUUGUGUCAAUAUCCUUUCCAGGUCGUACGGCCCAAUUACCGGUAGAUCUACCUUUGGCUUUUCGCAUUAGUGAAAAUCAUAUCAAGAAGUCCAAUGUACAAAUAGAAUUCUGUAAAUAUUGGAACUUUAACAGUUGGGCAUCCGACGGCAUUAAAGUAUCGCAUUCAGUGGCUAACAGCACUGAUGUGGUACUCUGCCAAGUCAGUCAUCUAACUCCCUUCGCCUAUUUAGUUGGCUUUAAUUUUACUGUGGAUGAUGAUAUUGAAGUGAAUGUUCGACAAAGACAUGACCAGGCGCUCGAUAUUAUAACUUUAACUGGUUGCUCAUUAUCUUUGCUUGGCAUUUCCGGCAUAUUCAUAACAGCUGCUAUGUUCCAAUCUUGGCGAAAAAAAGCUUCCUCGAAGGUCCUAUUGCAACUAGCAGCAGCCAUAGCAAUGCAGAUGAUCAUUCUUUGCUGUGUGAACACAGAGGAGUAUGCAUUGCAUUUGAUCAUAAAUAAGACUAUACCAAGUUGCGUGGCUAUCGGAGCCAGUCUCCACUAUUCAGUGUUGGUGCAAUUUUUCUGGAUGCUUGUUAUUGCCUACUUGCAAUUUAAGAGAUAUGUUCAGGUAUUCGGACGUGGUCGACCAAGCAGAUUCUUCCUGAAGUCAACAAUAUUUUGUUGGGGCACACCAAUCAUUCCGGUUAUACUUGUAGUUAUUUUAGAUCACGAUUCAUUUACCGCGGGCGGCAUCUGCUAUCCAUCUGGGUAUGCACUUUACUUUGGAAUUAUCUUUCCCAUAUCCCUUAUAAUAAUAGCAAAUUUUGUAAUUUUCUGUGUAAUCUUUUACAAUAUUUUACUUGGACCAAGCUUAUCUAUUCGACGUACAGAAAAGCCUCUUUUAAUAUCUCAGAUACGGCUUUCAGUACUUUUAUUUUUCCUAUUAGGGCUUACUUGGUGUUUUGGGAUACUUUCAACGAUGAGAGCGGCAAUCGUCUUCUCAUAUCUAUUUUGUCUAACAGCAACAUUGCAAGGAUUUGUUAUAUUUGUGUACUUUAUUAUUCUUGAUCCUGUAACGCGGCGUAUGUGGGGUGAUUAUUUCAUUAGCUUAUGCAACAUUGAUAAAAACUCUAUUGAAAGCACAGAUAGUCUUAAAAACACCACACGUACCUACUAACAAAUUAAUUUUUAAUUAAUACUAAUACUUAUAUAAUUAAUACUCAAAUUAUUUG